This is a messenger RNA of Nomascus leucogenys (northern white-cheeked gibbon), 690 nucleotides long. Its product is annotated as protein FAM136A-like. The transcript is spliced from 4 exons. NCBI's taxonomy places the organism in Eukaryota, Metazoa, Chordata, Mammalia, Primates, Hylobatidae. The coding region runs from base 1 to 690 and encodes 229 amino acids. Gene Ontology annotation, cellular component: cytoplasm. The record is from RefSeq and is a predicted model, not a curated record.
AUGGGCGUUUUCCUGGCAGAGUCUGAGCUGCCCCCAGGAGCCGGUCCAGGCCUGUGGGGCUUCUCUCUGGCCUGUGCCGAGUCCAGCCUUGGUUGUGGGUUCAAGCCGUGUUCCCGCCGAACCGUCCCACUGAGCUCCCUGGCACGCACGCCUAGGUGCACGCUUUAUGGCACUACGGUGGCCUCCUGUGCGCACUCGCUGGCUACUGUGGGAGACACUGUGCAGAACCUGAGCAUCAACAGUCCCCGCCGCACAAGCCCCACAGGCGCAGACAGCGCAGAGCUGCAGCAGCUGCGGGUACAGGAGGCGGUGGAGUCCAUGGUGAAGAGUCUGGAGAGAGAGAACAUCUGGCAGAUGCAUUGUCUCAUGUUCCCGUGCAGCACCAGCUGUUGUGAGGACAGUCAGGCCUCCAUGCAGCAGGUGCACCAGUGCAUGGAGCUCCGCCAUGUGCCUCUGGCUGAAGCCCAGGCUUUGGUCACCAGUGAGUUGGAGAAGUUCCAGGACCACCUGGUCCAGUGCACCACGCAUUGCAAUGACAAAGCCAAAGAUUCAAUAGAUGCUGGGAGUAAGGAGCUUCAGGUGAAGCAGAAGCUGGACGGUGGUGUGACCAAGUGUGUGGAUGACCACAGGCACCUCAUCCCAACUAUGACCGAGAAGAUGAAGGAGGCUCUCUCAUCCAUUGGGAAAUAA